AUGAUUGGUGUAUCACCUGAACCAUAUAUUGAUCUUAUUGUCAAUCCAUUCAAUACAUUACAGUGGAAUCAACUUUCACCUGGUAUUCCAUUGAAAGCAUCCGUUUUUAAACAAUAUUCAACGAAUCUUCUUAAUUAUCUUCGGCAUUGCUAUUUGACUCCAUUAUCAUAUAAAGAUCACCUAGAAGCUCAACAACAGGCACAUAUUGCUAGAUCAAUUCGAACGUUAAUUAAAGAAAAAAGUCUAAUUAUUCGUCUUACUGAUAAAAGUCAUAAUUUUUAUAUUGGUUCAGCAACUGAAUUUAACAAAAAGGUACAACAUUUUUUCGCUGAUACAAAUGCUUUUAUGGAGUUGCCUGAAAAUCCAUUUAAUGAUAUUGCAAGCAAAGUCAUUCAAUUCCUUAAUAGACUUCGUGGAAAAGACCUUAUUCGGAAAUGGCACUAUGAACAAAUGAUGCCUGAUCGAACUAAGUGUCAAUUAGCUCAUUUAUAUUUUAAUCCUAAAACACAUAAGGAUAACAUACCCGUUCGACCGAUUGAAAAUACUAUUCAUACUCCAACAACAAAUAUUUCAAAAUUUUUAGAUAAAACAUUACAACCUAUAUUCAAUGACAAAUGUAAAGAAACAAAUAUUAUUGAUGGUGCUUCUCUCAUUGAAGGACUUCAUAAAUAUAUUCGAAAAGGUCUCUUUAAAUCAUCAACUCUUUUUUGCACAUUUGAUAUUCAUAACUUAUACACAAUGUUACCACAACACGAAUCCAUUGAAAUACUUGGUGAAUUUCUUGAAGUACUUGGAUAUACAAAAGUCAAAGGAAUUGAUGUUACUACAAUAAAAGAAUUAGCAACAAUUGUAUUACAAGAAAAUGUUUUUGUCUAUGACAAAAAAAGUUUAUAA
This is a messenger RNA of Rotaria sp. Silwood1, 894 nucleotides long. NCBI's taxonomy places the organism in Eukaryota, Metazoa, Rotifera, Eurotatoria, Philodinida, Philodinidae. The record is from the annotation of a GenBank genome assembly.